CCGCGCUGCCGUGAGGGCUCCCCGCGCUGCCGUGAGGGCUCCCCGCCAUGUUCAUCUACCUGUGCAAGAAGAUUGGAGUUCCUGGUAAUGUUCGAUUAAAAUGUAUUUCCUGGAAUAAGACCCAAGGUUUCUUAGCCUGUGGUGGAGAGGAUGGAUUACUGAAAGUUCUAAAAUUAGAUACACAGUCAGAUGAAGCGAAGAUAAAGGGAAUAGCAUCUCCUAACAACAUUUCUGUGACUCAAACUCUUGAAGGUCACAGUGGUUUUGUGCAGGUUGUGACAUGGAAUGAACAGUAUCAAAAAUUGACUACCAGCGAUCAAAAUGGCCUCAUCAUUGUGUGGAUGCUGUACAGAGGUUCUUGGUAUGAGGAGAUGAUUAACAACAGAAAUAAAUCAGUGGUUCGAAGUAUGAGCUGGAAUGCUGAUGGACAGAAGAUUUGUAUUGUAUAUGAAGAUGGAGCUGUGAUUGUUGGAUCAGUGGAUGGCAAUCGCAUUUGGGGAAAAGACUUGAAAGGUAGCCACCUGUGCCACGUGGCCUGGUCCUCUGAUAGCAGAAUUUUACUCUUUGGAAUGGCAAAUGGAGAGAUUCACAUUUAUGACAGUCAGGGAAAUUUUAUGGUGAAAAUGAAGCUGAGUUGUUUGGUGAACUUAACUGGAGCCUUCAGCAUUGCUGGGAUACAGUGGUACCACGGUACCCAAGGCUACAUUGAACCCAACUGCCCUUGCCUUGCUGUCUGCUAUGACAAUGGGAGAUGCCAGAUAAUGAGAGAUGAGAAUGACUACAAUCCUGUUUUGAUUGACACUGGUAUCAAUGUGGUGUGUGUUCAGUGGAACUCCAAUGGAAGCGUUCUGGCAGUGGCAGGCUCCCUCAAGGCAGCUUCUCAAGACAAAGAUGUCAAUGUUGUGCAGUUCUACACUCCCUUUGGUGAGCACUUACGUACACUGAAAGUUCCUGGCAAACAGAUUUCUUCCUUGGCCUGGGAGAGAGAUGGACUGAAAAUUGCACUGGCUGUUGAUCAUUACAUAUAUUUUGCAAACAUUCGUCCGCGUUACAAGUGGGGUUACUGUUCCAAUACCGUUGUUUAUGCCUAUACCCGAGCGGAUCGCCCAGAGUGCUGUGUCGUUUUUUGGGACACAAAGAACAAUGAGAAACAUGUGAAAUAUGUCAGGAGCCUGAUUUCCAUAACAACUUACGGGGACUUCUGUGUUUUAGCAACUAAAGCAGAUGAAAACCAGCCUCAGGAGGAGCAUGAGACAGAGUCAUUUGGUGGCAUGUAUGUGCUGGUUCUCUGCAAUUCUAUUGGCACACCCUUGGACCCAAAAUACAUUGAUAUUGAGCCGUUGUUUGUCACGAUGACCAAAACGCACGUGAUCGCGGCUUGCAAAGACGCCUUUUACGUCUGGCAGUAUCGGGUGGCCAAGAAGCUCACAGCCAUGGAAAUCAAUCAGCUGGCACGGACCAGGAAAGAAGGCAGGGAAAGGAUCUAUCAUAUUGAUGACACCUCUUCAGGGUCUGGAGAUGGACCCCUUGAUUACAGCAGAGCUUUUGAAGGAACAAGAGAUCCAAUUUGUGCAAUAACAGCAUCUGAUAAGAUACUACUUGUGGGAAGAGAAUCUGGCAUUAUUCAGAGGUACAGCCUCCCUUGUGUGGCUGUGGUGCAGAGCUAUACCCUGGACUGUCGUGCCUAUCAGCUGUCUUUGAACUGCAACUCCAGCCGCCUUGCUAUCAUAGACCUGUCAGGGGUUCUGACCUUCCUGGAGCUGGACCCGCGGGCUGCAGACAGCACGGGGCAGCAGGAGAGGGGAGAGCAGCUGAAGCUGGAGCGCAAGGACGUCUGGGACAUGAAAUGGGCCAGGGACAACCCAGACUUGUUUGCAAUGAUGGAGAAAACAAGGAUGUAUGUUUUCAGAAACUUGGAUCCGGAGGAACCUAUACAAACAUCUGGAUAUAUUUGCAACUUUGAAGAUUUAGAAAUCAAGUCUGUUCUUCUGGAUGAAAUAUUAAAGAAUCCUGAGCAUCCUAACAAAGAUUACAUCAUCAAUUUCGAGAUUCGGUCAUUACGAGACAGUCGAGCAUUGAUUGAAAAAGUUGGCAUUGAGGAAUCUUCCCAAUUCAUAGAAGACAAUCCACAUCCCAGACUUUGGCGACUCCUGGCUGAAGCUGCUCUUCAGAAGCUGGAUCUGCAGACGGCCGAACAAGCUUUUGUGCGUUGCAAAGAUUAUCAAGGCAUUAAGUUUGUGAAGCGCCUGGGCAAUCUGCAGAGUGAGUCCAUGAAGCAAGCAGAAGUGGCAGCCUAUUUUAGCAGAUUUGAAGAAGCUGAAAGAAUGUAUCUGGAUAUGGACAGAAGAGAUCUUGCCAUUGGGCUGCGGAUCAAACUGGGCGAUUGGUUCCGGGUGCUGCAGCUGCUGAAGACGGGCUCGGGGGACUCGGACGAUGCCCUCCUGGAGCAGGCACACAACGCCAUCGGAGACUACUUCGCAGACCGGCAGAAAUGGUUAAAUGCUGUACAGUACUAUGUGCAAGGACAAAACCAGGAACGUUUAGCUGAAUGUUACUACAUGCUAGAAGACUACCAAGGACUGGAGAAUUUGGCCAACUCACUUCCAGAGAAUCAUAAAUUGCUCCCUGAUAUAGCUUAUAUGUUUGUGAGAGUGGGGAUGUGUGAGCAAGCUGUGUCAGCCUUUCUGAAAUGUAAUCGACCAAAGGAUGCUGUGGAUACCUGUGUGCAUCUCAACCAGUGGAAUAAAGCUGUGGAGCUGGCUAAAAAUCACAAUAUGAAAGAGAUUGGUUCCUUGUUAGCCAGAUACGCAAGUCAUUUACUGGAAAAGAAUAAAAUCCUUGAUGCUAUAGAACUCUAUCGUAAAGCCAAUUACUUCUUUGAAGCUGCUAAACUCAUGUUCAAGAUUGCAGAUGAAGAGUCAAAGAAAAGGACGAAGCCUUUGCGAGUUAAAAAGCUUUAUGUGCUUUCAGCCUUACUUAUGGAACAGUGUCAUGAACAAAUGCAGAAUGCACAAAGGGGAAAAGUUAAAGAGAAAAGUUCAGAGAGUGCUUCAGCUUUGGCUGGUUUGCUGGAAGAAGAUGUUCUUUCUUCAACUAAUCGCUUUGCAGACAAUGCUUGGCGAGGAGCUGAGGCUUACCACUUCUUCAUACUUGCACAAAAACAGCUCUAUAAAGGUUCUGUAGAUGCAGCACUUAAAACAGCUCUUCAUUUGAGAGAUUAUGAAGACAUUAUCCCUGCAGUUGAAAUCUAUUCCCUUUUGGCACUCUGUGCAUGUGCAAACAGAGCGUUUGAUACUUGUUCAAAAGCCUUUGUUAAAUUAGAAUCCUUGGAAACUCUUAAGCCAGAGCAGAGGCAACAGUAUGAAGACCUUGCUCUAGAGAUAUUCACAAGAUAUAGACCAAAAUGUAACAAAAAACCUGAUCUGGAUGAUGUUCUUGAGAGUGGAGAUGGUAAACUUCCUGUGUGUGUUGCCACAGGAGCCCCUAUCCUGGAGUAUCGAUUCUGGAUGUGCAGUGUGUGCAAGCACUGUAUGAAAGCCAAAGAAGCAGGCCAUUAUAAUGCCUGUCCUCUGUGCCACAGCACAGUAAGCUGAGGAUAAAGCCUCUGUAUCUGCAUUUGAGUGCUAAAAACAGCCUCUGAAAUGAUACUAUCUUUUGAAAUGCAACUCAGGUACUGUAUUGUAGCAGUUAGUGCUGCUAUUAGAGAAAAAAAACAAAAAACCAAAGCCAAAACGGAAAACCCACAAGAGCAACCUUUACUGCUUCCGUUUAUCUGAAGAAAUGACGGUGUAAAUAGAUUCCAUUUUUUGCUACACUUUAAAAAAAGGUUUAAGGUAAAAGCAUUCUUUUUGAAUUGUAUACUGAGCCUAGUUUCAAAACCAUGUGAGUUAAAUGUAGGCUCAUAUCAAUAUGUUCUACUCUGAGAAGGCUCCAUUUUUUGUCUAAUUCCAUAGGAAAUUACCGUGUUUUCUCAGAAUUCACAGUUUUUGGAAGGAAGUGAUUCCUGAGUUGAAAUUAUUUCACAAUAAUUUUGAUAAUAUUAUCAUAUAUGUUUUAGUACUACUGUUUAGAGUUACUAGAGUGAUACCAGUAUAGGCAUAUCUUAGUGCUGUUUUCUUUUGCCAAGUGUAUUUAACCCACCACAACAAUAAAGGGCUUGAAAACAUGCAGCAGUCAGUGUGUCAGUUGGGUUCCUGAGCUUAGGUGAUGUCAUCUUCAACAAGUUCAGGAACCCUCCAUGGACUUGCAACCUAGAACUUGGCAUUUUUCAUGCAGCUUGAGAGAGCAGCCUGCAUCUGCUGAACAGAUUUCGGGAAGUGUCACCCUUGUUACACACAAAGGUCCAAGGAACGAUGUCUCGCUGUCCUGCCUCACUGCUGGCUCAGGCCU
Ficedula albicollis (Collared flycatcher) is the source of this 4389-nucleotide messenger RNA. It is a transcript of the gene WDR35, whose product is annotated as WD repeat domain 35. Gene Ontology annotation, molecular function: protein binding. The transcript is spliced from 29 exons. Gene Ontology annotation, biological process: non-motile cilium assembly; protein localization to cilium; intraciliary retrograde transport. The record is from RefSeq and is a predicted model, not a curated record. Bases 48 to 3593 code for a protein of 1181 amino acids. Gene Ontology annotation, cellular component: intraciliary transport particle A; non-motile cilium. Lineage: Eukaryota; Metazoa; Chordata; Aves; Passeriformes; Muscicapidae.